AAUCCGGUCAGCGAAUCUGAAACAAAAUCGCGACAAAUUCGGAAACUUCUCUUGUUUACGAAAUCAUCGAGAAUGUUGCCGAUUCUGGAGAAAUUGUUUUCGAUAACGAAACAAAUUGUUUCCAAAAUCGCAAACAUCGUGUUUUCGGUGUAUUUUUCUGCCUCUGCUCGCCGCAGCAGGCCGCAGCCAAUGCGUUACGCGACGUCAAAGUCAGCUGGACGCGCUCUGCAAAACCAAAACAAACAAAAAUCGCGCAAAAAUAUCCAAUAUUCCGUGUGGAGCAGGUUUCGGAGAUUGUGGUCCCAUAGAAUCCGACCACGUUUACCCGGACAAGAAGCUGUCCGUGAAGGCGGCGGGGAGGAAGGGUGCUAACAGUUCUUCUCGGUUCUACGUGGAGUUGACUCCGAGUCGAAAAGGCGCAUCAGAACCGCCGGAAGAUGCUGAAUCUGUUUUAGGUGAUCCAUUUUCUGACGACCCAGUGCGAACGGAUCGUAAAGUAGACCAGUUGACCAAGUGUUGAAUGCUGACCUCAAAACAAGCAGCACAGCAUCAAGAACGAUCAAACCUCACUAGUUUGACAAACUCUACUAGAUCGACCAUGAGAAAGAACAUGAAGAGUUCUUCGGGAGGAUCAACGAGGACUUCUUUGGAAUCUGCUGCAAACUGAAAUCGCUUUUCGCUGCAACUUCUGAAGUGUUGCUCAAUCUGCAAACUUUGGCUGGUCGUUUUGGUCGAUUGAUCUCGAUCCGAUGAACGUGAUUGGUGAAAACGGUCGAGCUGAAGUAGAAUCCUACACGCUUUGCGGCGUAAAUCUGUACGCUUUGUCGCCUCAAUUCUAUCGGUCUACGGCUCGCAGUUGCACCGUGAGUUCGGCAAACACCUUCACGGAUCCGACUGCUGGCGGAGAUUCUGGGGACUUGUUCCAGGUGGACGGUCUUCUAGUGGAGGCCACCCCGCUCAAGUCGAUUCUCGAGGUGAAGGUCAGCGGUCAACCUCCAGGACUUCUGGCGGUACGCGAAUCCGCUCAAAGGACGUGCCAGCUCGUUGCGUGACGCUGGAAAUCAGCCGGAUCGACGACCCAAGCACGCUGCACCGGUCUCAGCACCUCUAUCCGGGUGGCCCCGCCGCCGACGUCACCGAACACGAGAAGGACCUGUACAAUCAGUUGCCGCGGUGCCGGCCACAAAUAUUUUGGCAAGUAGAGCAGCAACGAGUGCAUUUCGGCCACGCCACCUUCUUUACAUACUGCUAGCACCGGGAAUCACGUCACGUAACAUGCCAACGGCGGCACCGACGCCCAGCAGUAACCUGCUGCCCCGCGGACAUCCAGGACGACCAGAUCAGAACAAUCGACGACUGAUAGAAUCAAAAUUCCGUAGUAAACCACUCACACAAUUGCUUUGAUUUUGUUUUGAAUUAUGAAUAAAUAAAUAAAAACAUUGAAACCUU
This is a messenger RNA of Culex pipiens pallens (northern house mosquito), 1449 nucleotides long. RefSeq lists its product as uncharacterized. Bases 750 to 1052 code for a protein of 100 amino acids. The transcript is spliced from 4 exons. NCBI's taxonomy places the organism in Eukaryota, Metazoa, Arthropoda, Insecta, Diptera, Culicidae. The record is from RefSeq and is a predicted model, not a curated record.